This is a messenger RNA of Ceraceosorus guamensis, 660 nucleotides long. Its product is annotated as cytochrome oxidase subunit 1. Gene Ontology annotation, cellular component: membrane. The coding region runs from base 1 to 660 and encodes 219 amino acids. The transcript has 2 exons. The record is from RefSeq and is a predicted model, not a curated record. Lineage: Eukaryota; Fungi; Basidiomycota; Exobasidiomycetes; Ceraceosorales; Ceraceosoraceae. Gene Ontology annotation, molecular function: cytochrome-c oxidase activity; heme binding. Gene Ontology annotation, biological process: electron transport coupled proton transport; mitochondrial electron transport, cytochrome c to oxygen.
AUGACACUACAUAAACUACCACUAUUUGUAUGGGCAAUUUUUGUUACUGCUAUUCUUCUUCUACUUUCACUACCUGUACUAGCUGGGGCAAUUACUAUGCUGCUAACAGAUCGAAACUUUAAUACUUCAUUCUAUGACCCUGCAGGAGGAGGUGAUCCUGUACUAUAUCAACACCUAUUUUGGUUCUUCGGUCAUCCUGAAGUGUAUAUUCUAAUUAUUCCUGGAUUUGGGAUGAUUAGUCAUAUUAUUUCUGCCUUCUCAGGUAAACCAGUAUUUGGAUACCUAGGAAUGGUUUAUGCUAUGUUUAGUAUUGGUAUCCUUGGAUUCCUUGUAUGGUCACACCAUAUGUAUGCUGUAGGUAUGGAUGUAGAUACUCGAGCUUACUUUACUGCGGCAACAAUGAUUAUUGCAGUACCUACGGGUAUUAAAAUCUUCUCAUGGCUAGCUACACUAUAUGGAGGUUCAGUACGAAUUACUACACCUAUGCUAUUUGCACUUGGAUUCCUAGCACUGUUCACAAUUGGGGGACUAACAGGAGUAAUUCUUGCUAAUGCUUCUCUAGAUGUUGCACUACAUGAUACUUAUUAUGUUGUUGCUCAUUUCCAUUAUGUACUAUCUAUGGGAGCAAUUAUCCAGAUGCUUUCUACGGAUGGAAUGUAA